Octopus bimaculoides (California two-spot octopus) is the source of this 2901-nucleotide messenger RNA. RefSeq lists its product as uncharacterized. Lineage: Eukaryota; Metazoa; Mollusca; Cephalopoda; Octopoda; Octopodidae. Gene Ontology annotation, cellular component: nucleus. Gene Ontology annotation, molecular function: DNA-binding transcription activator activity, RNA polymerase II-specific; RNA polymerase II cis-regulatory region sequence-specific DNA binding. The record is from RefSeq and is a predicted model, not a curated record. Gene Ontology annotation, biological process: regulation of transcription by RNA polymerase II.
UCCGACGAAUAAGGACGUCCACACGCAAAAUGUGGAGAAUAUUUGGAUGCGGGUAAAAAGAAAAUUACGACGUCAGACAAUAUUGUUUCAUAUUGACACAAACUUAUAUGGAGGAAUUCCGGACCAAAGAGAAUGCACUAUACUAGGCCUGUGGGUUCACUUUAAUGGACAUAUUUCCAUUUGAAAGAAGAUUUUCUGCAGAGGAUACUGCAAGUCUGCCGUGUUAGGUUAGAGAUUUAUCAACCAAUUAAUGUCUUCAGAAUUAAAGAAUAAAACUGUAAAAUUUAAUGGAGAGAAUGUUUCAGAAAGUGAGCAAACGUUACAAGUGUGAUAUUUGUGGUAAAGUACUUACUACAAAAUCUAAUUUAGCUAUUCAUCGGUGCACUCAUACUGGGGAAAAGCCAUACAACUGUGAAGUAUGUGAGAAAGCAUUCUCUGUAAAAGCUUAUUUAACAGAACACAAGCGUACACACACCGGAGAGAAGCCAUUUCACUGUGAAAUAUGUGGAAAAUCAUUUUCUAGUAAAGGUUAUAUAAAGACACACAAACGUGUCCACACUGGAGAGAAACCAUACCAUUGUGAAAUCUGUGGCAAAGCAUUUUCAGAGUUCAGUAGUGCAAGAAGUCAUCAACUUAUUCACACUGGAGAAAAACGAUACCGUUGUGAAAUUUGUGGCAAAUCCUUUUAUCAAGUUAAUAAUUUAACAAGACAUAAACGUAUUCACACUGGGGAGGAACCAUUCAAGUGUGAUUAUUGUGGGAAAGCGUUUUCUAAUGUCAGUAACUUUGAAACACACAGAGGUGUGCAUUCGAAGCCUUUCCACUGUGAAAUCUGUGAUAAAGUAUUUUCUGUAAAGGAGUCUUUGACAGUCCACAAACGUGUUCAUACUGGAGAGAAGCCAUAUCAUUGUGAAGUAUGUGGGGAAGGAUUUAGAACUAGUGGUACCUUAAUAAGGCAUAAACGUACUCACACAGGGGAAAAGCGACACCGCUGUGAAAUCUGUGGAAAAGCAUUUCCUGAAAAAUAUGUUUUAACAUUACACAAACGUAUUCACACAGGAGAGAAACCAUAUCACUGUGAAGUUUGUGGAAGAGACUUUUCUGGCAGGUGCAACUUAGUACAUCACAAACGUAUUCAUACUGGAGAAAAACCAUAUCACUGUGAAGUGUGUAGCAAAGCAUUUUCUCAAAAUGGUAGUUUAGUAAGACACAGACGUAUUCACACAGGAGAGAAACCAUAUCGCUGCUUAAUAUGUGGAAAAGAAUUUUCACUUAAGACCAGCUUAACAACACAUAACCGUAUUCAUAGAGGAGAAAAGCCAUAACUAAUAGAGGAGAAAAGCUAUAACUAAUGUGAAAUAUGCGGGAAAGCAUUUCUGAAAAAUCUGUCCUGUUAGUUUGUAAUAAUUCGACCGUGCGAACCAAAGGAGAUGGUGACGUUGACGGAAAAGGCUCCUUUUUACCAUGUCGCACGGUCGAACACAAAACAAGAUAUAUAAGAUAGAAGGCUCGUUGUGAGAGAUAUACGAGCCAUAGUGCCAGUAAAAGAACUUAGGACAGACAACUGAUAUAUAUAUAUUGAGAGUAAGUUUAUUAACAUAGUGAAACUGUUUGUGUCUGUGUGCAUGCAUGUGACAUAUAUAAAUAACACAGUAGAUAAGUCAGGCCUUCGUGUACAAGAGAAUGUAUACAACAAUGUGAAGUAACGGACAGUCGUAUAAGCAAUAUUGUGUGUACAAUAUGUGAGAGUACAAUAUGUGUGAGAGUGAGAGGAACACAGAUCAUAGAAAGAGUGUCUGUAACAUAGACUGUAAAAAGUCUUUAAACACUGAGAUAGAGUAAACCAGUUCGUAUUAGAGUUACACAAGAUUUGGAAUGUUCAUACGCAGGAAGUUGUGGCCAAGUAGCAGAGCUGUGGUAUCACAAUAUGUGUUGAGCGUCGAAUGCUGUGACCGUUUACCUGAUACGGAAUAUUCUUGCUGGUUAGUUCUGACUGUUGCUUGUGGUGGAAACAAUCCACUCAAACAGUGUUGAUAUAAAACCGAGUGUGUUGAUAUUGGUGUGUACCUGGUGGUGGGGUUGCUAGCACACGACAUUGUGGUAGACAGUACAUAGGUGGUGAAGACGUCUGCGCUGGAACUGGCUGUAGCUGUGUUCUGUAUGUGUGUGUGUGGUCAGCGACCAGACCAGUGAGAGAUCUGAAAUUGAAGACGACUACCGUCGUUGGAUCGGGCUUAUUUAUAGCUGAAAUAGGGCUCACCGGAAACCCAGAAAAACUCUCUCUCACGUGACUUUAUCUGAAAACCAUGAUUGGACGUAAUCCACCCUUAGCAAGCAGAACAUGGGGACAAUUGCCGCGCAAAUAAGAACCAAUCAGAGUGGUGGACAGAAGGGUCCAAGGCAGCCUAAGGCUAGAUGUUAGCAGCUUUGUUAUCAUUUAUGAUUGAAUGCCCGAGAGAGAGGUUUCACUACAAGUUCAUAAACUUACUCAUAGUGGAGAAAAACCACACCACUGGAGUUAGUGGGAAGGAAUUUUCCAAUAGUGGCAGCUUAAAAGGGCAUAUAUGUACACACACUGGAGAGAAAGCACACCACUGUGGAAUCUGGCAAAACAUUUUCUAAUUUGAGGUGUUUAAUAAGACACAAUCGUGCUCAUACUGGGGAAAAACCAUACAGCUGUAUUAUUUGUGGUAAAUCAUUUACUCGUAGUGAUUAUAUAUCUACUCAUAAAUGUACUUUUAAUGAUGGCGAUAAACCUUACCACUGACUUUUGUAGGAAAGUAUAUUAUAAAAACCAUAUUGUUGUGAUAUUUGUAUUAAGGAAUUUAUGUAUAUGAAUGUUAUUAAAUUACUAUAAAUGUUUAUAACAUGUUCAGUGUAUUCUUUGGAAAUUGUAGUGAA